AUGCUGUACCUGCCGAGGCGCGCCGCCGAGAUCGUGGCCUUGAACUCUUUGUACGCACAGUCCAGCUCUGGGAGCCUUCAACACGCAGCCUUGCCACGGAUUCGGAAUGUGUUGGAGGCCUCGGAUGAGCUGCUGGCAGAACAGGCUGAUCAAAAUUUAGGCAUGAUCCGCGACAAGCACUGGGCACGGGAACGCUUGAGACGCGAGAAGGCAUAUACCGCUGCUCAGGCGCAGAAAGAGGAGGUGGAGCCCAAGUGGGUUCUCCGCCGUGGCACGUGGUACUAUGAAGGUGGCGUGCAGCCCGAGUAUUUGCCCGCGGACCAGGCCAUGAACAAGUUUGUGAAAGAAGAAGAGGAUCGAGGUCGAGGUCCAAGAUGGGAGAACGGCAUAGCCAAGCCAGGACUCAUGCGAAGAUGGUUCAAGAGAAAUCCCCACGGAGGCUUCUUUGAUGAGUUGUGACGCCUGAGAAACCCGGACGGUCAAUGUGGAUUAGCAAAAGGUAGGACCCAAGUAACUUGCCCAAGGACAGUUUCACAGGUCUACAGCAGGCCCCUGCUAAGCAGGAUCAGUGCAAGUUCUGCAGUUG
Messenger RNA from Cladocopium goreaui, 586 nucleotides. Lineage: Eukaryota; Dinophyceae; Suessiales; Symbiodiniaceae. The record is from the annotation of a GenBank genome assembly.